AUGGCUGAGAAUACGCAGAAUGAUGUCGACGCGGAGGUGCCGCGGAUUCUCGCAGUCAACAUCAACUGCGCCGUCGGCCGGCUAGCUGACUACGGCAAAGACCUCUGGUACGCCAUCGAGCUUCACUCGAACCAUGAUGUCUUUACGAAGGACGUCGCACCUUCGCCCAGCCUUCUCGAAAUUCCUGUUGUGGACAAAAAGCCCUUCCUCGUUCAGCAUUUAGAAGGCCUGCAUCAGUACAACAGCGCAAUCCUGGACCGCUUUGGUGACGGAGAGGGUCCCCCGAAAGACAUGUACAGUCGGCGGGCAUUUGAGAGAUUCUGGAACGAGUACAAGGCCGAAAGAGCGGAUGAUUCGACUUGGAGGGAUGUCAAGUCACCUUAUGAGGUUUGA
Podospora bellae-mahoneyi is the source of this 393-nucleotide messenger RNA. RefSeq lists its product as uncharacterized. The transcript has 3 exons. The coding region runs from base 1 to 393 and encodes 130 amino acids. NCBI's taxonomy places the organism in Eukaryota, Fungi, Ascomycota, Sordariomycetes, Sordariales, Podosporaceae. The record is from RefSeq and is a predicted model, not a curated record.